AUGCCUGUGGUACCACUUCCGAAUAUCAUCAAGAACACCACGCAGGCUGCAGCAGGAAUGAUUGGACACCUUGGGCCCCGUCAGACUUCUUCUAGGGGAUCUGGAGGAGUUGGAGGUGGUGCUGGCGGGGCUGGAGGACCCGGAGGAGCUGGAGCUGGAGGAGGGGGAAGUGGAGGCGGGGCUGGUGGGGGAGCUGGUGGUGGAGUGCCUUUGAAUGGAGCUCUAGCUUCUUCUCCGGUGAAUAUGGCUCCUCCAACUCAGCGUACCAACUCGCUCAGAAAUGAUAGAGAGGGUAGCAGGCGUGGUCAAGUUCCAGUAAUCUCUCAGCCACCGGCCGAGGAGAGAUAUGUCGUUUACAUACGCCUUCCAUUCGAAAGGAAUGGGUUCGUGGAUCCGCCACAGGUUGAUUGGAAUGAUGCAAAAGAGAGGUACUUGUGGAAGGUUCUUUCGAGAGCUGGUCGUAGCAUGGAUAUUGAUUGGAAUGAACUAGCAACAGACCUUCAAGUAUCUCGAGAAUUCCUACUUCAGCAGGCAGCAUGGCUUUAUGAACGGGAGCUCUCGCAGAUUCAAGCUCAAAUGAGAAGGGCAGGGACAUCUGCUCUGAAUACCAAUAUUGCCAAUAUUGCUAGUAGCUCCCCAUAUUCGCGACCGCAAUCUCCGGCUGUGAUGGGAGGAGCCCCGAUGGCUAGAACUGGUACAGCUGGUACAGAGCCCAGAACUCACUCAUCUCUUUCAGUGCGCUCUAUUCCGGUUGUUACUCCCCGACUCACACCUGCCCUUCCAGCAACUCCGACCAAUACGAAUAGACCUUCUGCACAGCCAAUGUCACGAACCGGCUCGUCUACGACUACUCGUGGCAGUGCACAGCCUCCGUCAAUUAGUCACCGGUUCUCAAAUCAUGUUCCUCCUGAUCCAUCACCCAGUCGUUCCCCAGAACACCCGUCAUCUGCAUCCGAAGAUUAUACGGAGUCUUCUACAGCAUCAGCAUCGUCUGAUGAUGAUGACGAUGGUGGAAACCGACUCUUUCGGAGGCUUCCGUCGUUUCUCAAUAAAAAGGGCUCCCGUGAGAGCUCUGAUGAGGAUGAUGGCGAUGAAGAACCGGCAUUUUUGCCAUUUUCACCUGGCGAAAAGCCCGCUGCAGGCACUGAUGACCAAAUGACAGGCACCGUGACACUAAGGCGACGAACCUCUGGGGCUGGUACAAUAAAGGGGAAGGAAUCCGUUAGGCCCAGCUCUCGAACUGGUGUUGACCCGUCGUCGGAGUUUCAGGGUACAGUUAGAGCUAGAAGGUCAAGAAUACAGCAGCCUCUAGCACCCAUGGGAAGUCCUAGACGAUUGCCGGUAGAUAGCACAGGUUUAUCCACUGGACCAAAUUCUCCUAGUAUGGGAAGCAGUUUUAGUGAUCUCUCUGACGCGAGCGUUACACAAUCGGCAAUGGAGGAAGCGUAUUUAAGCACUAUGCAAGCUGGCGGCAUGGCAAGCAGGAUGUCCAAUCUCAGUCAGGCGCAGGGAAACACGCCCCCGUUGCUGCCUCUGCAGGGUCUAGACAAGGCUUUCCCCGAUCCUGAUCCUGACAGUGCCCUGCAGCCGGAAAAGAAAGACGACCAGGAACCAGGCAGCCCAGAAAGUACCGGCUCAUUCUUCUCGUGUCACCAAGAGUUCGAGCCCGAAGGACCCAAGGGCCCAGAAGAACCUUUAUGA
Morchella importuna is the source of this 1701-nucleotide messenger RNA. RefSeq lists its product as uncharacterized. Gene Ontology annotation, biological process: autophagosome assembly. Lineage: Eukaryota; Fungi; Ascomycota; Pezizomycetes; Pezizales; Morchellaceae. The transcript is spliced from 8 exons. The record is from RefSeq and is a predicted model, not a curated record. Gene Ontology annotation, cellular component: phagophore assembly site. The coding region runs from base 1 to 1701 and encodes 566 amino acids.